AUGGCCAGCCCUUCCAGCAGCCCCGAGGACACGGGCAAGCUCAGAGGCAGGGAUGGCCGGCAGAGGCGGGAGGCGGAGGACGCCCCUCCGGAGGAGAAGAGGUUGAGGCUGGGGCUGGAAGGAGGAAGCGCCGCGAGGGAGGAAGGAGAAGACGCGCCGCGUCUGGGCAGGGAAGAGACCGGUACCCAGACAGGUGUCGAGGACGGAGGCGAUCUACCGUCCCUGCCAUAUAGCCUGGUCGAGGGUCAGGACUACGCAUCUGAACAUUCAGCCUGCCUCUCCAGUGCCAACAACAGUCCUCACGACUCAGUUUCGGCAAGCCUGGCUGCCAGCAAAACUGAGGCCGAUGAGGACUGUCCUGCCUAA
Molecule: messenger RNA, 366 nt
Organism: Rangifer tarandus platyrhynchus (Svalbard reindeer)
Lineage: Eukaryota; Metazoa; Chordata; Mammalia; Artiodactyla; Cervidae
Source: the annotation of a GenBank genome assembly